AUGUCAAAAAAGAAAAAUCUCUGGCUGACACCGAUUCCAUCCAACGUGCCAACUCAAAAAGUCGCACUUUCCUUUAAAAUCGCCGCUUCGGAUGUUGGAAAACCUCCGAAUGAUGUAAUCAAGAUUGACGACGACAUGAUGAUUUCCUUCAUUUCCACGAAUUCUUAUGCCAAUGGAUUGAUUAUGGGCGACAAGAUCAUAAAAGUGAACGACAUUUCUGGAAAAGCCGCGAAAUGUCAGGCGGAAUUGAUGAGAGGAGAAACGUGUCAAGUUGAGGUCCUGAGACGAAAAGGAGCAUUUCCGGUGACAAAAGAGAGAUUGCACAAGUCAUUACCAGUUGUGAAAAAGGGAUAUGCAGUCUUUGCUGUGGAAGUUGAGAGGCCAUCAAACAUGACUACCACUGCAAUUGGCAUGAAGUUGAGUAUCAUGAAGAAACGUGGGUUUGUGGUAAAGUCGGAUCCAAACACAAUAACAGCUUCAUUCAUCGGUCGUGGAGAUAGUAUUGUCGACAUGGAUGGUACACCAGUUCCACCCUUAGACGGAACAGCUGAAACUUUUAUUCGAGAAAAUCUUGCGAAACUUUCAACUGGCAGAAAAGUUUCAUUUUUGGUUGAACGACCAAUUCAAUUGAGUUUGGCAAAAGAAAUGCAGAAAUAUAUCGAAUCGAUCACAUGUGACGAUGCUGAUGUUGAAAUGGCAAAAGAUGUGAUUGAAAUUGGACGAGAAGCUAGUAAUAUGCAUUUUAUUGUUCUCAAAAAACUCAAUACUCCGAGUAUUCUAUCAUCAGAUGUUCGAAAAAGAAAGACAAAUGAUAAAACAAGUGAAUCAGCGGAAAGUAAUAUUAGUAUUUCGACAGCUUCAACUGAAAUGAAGAUCACCAGUGAUGUUCCGGAGGGAGAUGAAUUGAAACUAGUUGUUACGAAGAGUCACGCUGUCAGUAGCAAACAUGAUGAGGAAGGUGGUAUGUUCGAUAGCGAGUAG
Molecule: messenger RNA, 981 nt
Organism: Caenorhabditis briggsae
Lineage: Eukaryota; Metazoa; Nematoda; Chromadorea; Rhabditida; Rhabditidae
Exons: 5
Coding region: 1-981 (326 amino acids)
Source: RefSeq, a predicted model, not a curated record